Anneissia japonica is the source of this 1954-nucleotide messenger RNA. RefSeq lists its product as uncharacterized. The transcript is spliced from 5 exons. Bases 227 to 697 code for a protein of 156 amino acids. The record is from RefSeq and is a predicted model, not a curated record. NCBI's taxonomy places the organism in Eukaryota, Metazoa, Echinodermata, Crinoidea, Comatulida, Comatulidae.
AAGUGUAGUGGGAACCGGCCUUUACCGCUGGGCCACUCGACUCGGCUUGACUGACCGGGGAAGGGGGCCUGACCCCCCUCCCUCUGGAUCCGCCACUCUGAAAAUGUCAAACAGUGUUAGAGUUGGUACUGAGCAGGUACCAGUAUUGAGAAGAUCUCAGAGUGUUAGAAAACCACCAGGUUUGUACAUUUGGAGGAGCUUCGAAAUUUGACAAGAAGUCUAAAUUAUGGCAAGUAAUAUGGCAGGUCUUUAUUUUUGUUCAGAGUGUGAAGACUAUGUGGGUAUUAUUACUGCUGAUAAAAAAUGGGAGGAACAGCUGAGAAAAGAUCUAAAGGACAAAUAUACUGGUACAAUAAAAAGCCUAUGCGAUGGAAGUAUUGGGGAAUUGAAGGCUGAAAAUUUGAGAAACCUUAUGAAAGCUAGGAAAGUUAUCGUUGGCUUUUCAGAAGACCAAAAGGAUUUGGAGAGUUAUACUGCAUAUUCAGUUCUUACUGAGAUGUUGGAACAAAAUGAACUUGACUCAAAAAAGUUGGUACCAGUUAAGAUAACAACGAAUUCUGUGAUACCAGAAGUGUGUAACGAAUUCAUACCGGGAAAUGCAUAUGAGGGCGACUUCAUUGAUAAACUGGUAGAAACAUUAGACGGUGCCAAGAACGGAAAGAAGAGAAAAUCGAAGGAAAAGAAAGGAGAUAUAUAAUACUGGAGCAAAAAAAAUGUCAAGUACCAGCGGUCUCUGUCUGAUAUGGAUAACAAUUUUUGAAAUAUUGAAUAGAUGCAAGCUUCCAGAAUUGAAUAAGAGCCAAUAAAGUAUAUACAGAUAGUGAAUAAAUAAAUAUUAGUAUAUUUAAGAGCAAAUAAAGUAUAUUCAGACAUUGAAUUAAUAAAUAUUAGUAUAUUUACAAACAACACACUCCAUUCUUGCUAUCUGUAGUAUAGUUCUCGAUUACAGGCACUUUCAGGAAAUCUAUAAAAUAUUAUAGUUUUUUACGAGUAUUUUUUCUUAAAUGUAAAACUUACCUCACAUUUUUUAUAUAGAAACCGUUUGAAUCAUCGGGUUUUGAAACGGAUUUCAAUGUCGUAAUGAGCACAAAAUAUACUUUCGAAUCGUUUGAAAUACUUUUCCAUGAAAGCUAAAUAUAUGCUCAUGCUUUUAUUAGACGUUAAUUGUUUGUUCGAUGAUUUCCAAACUCCUCUCAGCUCACUUCAGACUGUAUUUCAUCCAUAUGCCUCCUUGCUUUUGUCCUUAUCUGUUAUUGUUUUAGCUUUAUGUGAGAGACUAUUAUAAUUAUUCUCCCUUUAGCCUUUAAAUAUUAUAUAUGUUUUUAAGUAGAUUUAGCCCAUAGAUAUAAUUGUGGUAGAGUAUGGGUGUAUAAGGUUCUACGUAAUAUCCAAGAAUUUACACCACACAGACAUAACAUAGGUAUCAGAUUGUCUUUACUGUACUAUACCAAAUAUCUGUGGUUUGGACAAGAAGGGACUUCUGUUAACAUCGCUGCAAGUUUAACACAUAUUCAGCACUACUACAGCAAUUGUAUACAGUAUUAUAUUAAUAUUUACCACUUUUUAUUUUGCUCUGCUGAUUUGGUAACUUAACUGCAAGUAAACUUCGCUUAUUAUAUAUUAGUUGAGUUAUGAUUUUAAUCGAUAUACUGUUUAAAGUGUCUUAGGAAUUAAAUAUUGCUGAUGUUGAAAUAGUACUGGUACUAAUUUUGAUAACCCACAAUGGGGAAAUAUUAUGUUAUGUAGAUUACAGAAGUGAUCCAAGCCUUACCUACUGAACAUCGAAAUAGGAUCUUUUAUAAUUAUUGCUCAUUUUUUAAAAUAAUUUGCAGGGAGCCUGAGCACCUGUUUAAUGUUGUGUUUAAUGGUGAAACUGUGUUUUGCGUCUCAUUAUAUUUUCCGUUAAUAAUAGUUAAAUAAUAGUAAAUAAUAAAUAUUGGAAGUGGUUGGCGCA